AUGGAAUGGGUGUUGCCAGAAAAAAAGACAAUUGAAGAAUAUGCUUUCUUUCUUAGCCCUUGGAAUGGUGGUGCUGCAAUUAAACCAGAGUCGUGGGCUUCUGCUGCUCAACCCCCGUCAAAAUAUAAGAGAUAUGAAUAUGAUUAUGAAGGCUUCCGUUACAUUACUGAUGAUAGUCAAAAGGGCGGGUUUUUUGGUGCAAACAUGUGUUUGGUUCUUGUUCAAUGCUCACCCUUUUGUUUCAUGUGGGCACAACUAUCAUUUGUAUCUCCAUUUGAUGUGUGUGAAACGGUGGAUUAA
Molecule: messenger RNA, 300 nt
Organism: Lactuca virosa
Lineage: Eukaryota; Viridiplantae; Streptophyta; Magnoliopsida; Asterales; Asteraceae
Source: the annotation of a GenBank genome assembly